CGAGCAGCGAGCAGGCGAGCAUCUCGAGAUACCGAUCCCCCCUCCCCAAUCACACCCUGCCGGAUCCCAUCAUCACGAGCACAUCAGGCCUCGGUCUAAAUAGGAAGGCCAAUAAUCUCGCAAUACCACCACGGCGGGAACCCGGCGCUUGUCUUGAACGAACGACACUGACCGAAGGAUGCCACACACACAUCACACACAUCACACACAUACAUACGGUACAUACACACGCACACUACACACACACACACACACACACACCACAUGCCGUCCCUGUCCAUCCAUCCGUCCGUCCAUCCAUUCGUCCACCCACCCCUUCACCACCUCCUCAACUUUGGCUCUCGUCUCGGCUGCGAUACGCGGCUGUGCGUGCCUCUUGGGUGUGUGUGUGUGUGUGUGUGUGUGUGUGUGUGUUUCUGGCACAAGAACCAACACGGCCGCUCGCUACCAGGGCCAUCCGUCACCGGUCAAUCUCUUCCCUCUUUCUCCCCCAUUCCUCCUCCCCAGCCUCGCAGGCAUUGCGCGCCGAGAUUGCCUUUUUCCCUUCUUCCCCCGUCGAUGCUACCUAUCAUCUGCUCCGUCGCUGUCACUAGCGGUUGCGUCCCAGAAGCGUGGGGAGAGAUUGACCGUCAGCUGCGUGCAGGGGAGGGGGGAAGAAAAGAAAUAAAUAAAAAAACAGAAGAAAAAAAGAAAAGAAAAGAAAAGCAAACUCCCGUCCCUCCUCUCUCCUCCCUUUUCCCCUUUUCCCGUCUUUUUUUACUUCUUCCCUCUCCCUCCCACGGCCCGGACGGACAUAUCAAUCUCGACCCCCUCGUUUAUCCGCACGAAGAAAAGAGAGACACAGCCGUGUGCCGUCAUCAGAGAGCUUUUUGCUCUACUCCGCUCCCUGUCCCCCCUCCCAACAAGUCAAAGCGGCCGAGGCCUGGGGGGGCGCCCUUGGGGUCUGAGUCUGGGUGACCAGGAACCGAGACCUGUGCGCCGGGCAAGCAAACCAACUCGUAGUCAACCGGGGGCCCUUUUCAUCGCGGCGGUGGGUGGUGGGAGGGUGCGAG
Messenger RNA from Colletotrichum navitas, 1052 nucleotides. RefSeq lists its product as uncharacterized. The transcript has a single exon. The record is from RefSeq and is a predicted model, not a curated record. NCBI's taxonomy places the organism in Eukaryota, Fungi, Ascomycota, Sordariomycetes, Glomerellales, Glomerellaceae. Bases 265 to 957 code for a protein of 230 amino acids.